AUGGCAUUGCUUUGGACAACGCUUGUUGUGCUUGUGGCUGUGUCUCUCAUUCAUGGCCUUGUAAAGAAGAUGAAAGGCAAGAAAUUGGCACCAGGUCCAAGAGGGCUUCCCAUUUUGGGACACCUUCACUUGCUUGGUAAAAAUCCCCAUCACGAUUUGACCAAGCUAGCCAAACACUACGGUCCUAUCAUGCAUUUGCGGUUCGGAUCCGCUGACAUUAUCGUUGCUUCAUCCCCUCAGGCUGCACAGCUCUUCCUCAAGACUCAUGACCUUGUUUUUGCAAGCAGACCACCUCACGAGGCAGCUAAGUAUCUCUCUUAUGGUCAAAAGAAUUUGGGCUAUAGCCAAUACGGCCCUUAUUGGCGCAACAUGCGCAAGCUGGCAACACUGCAGUUGCUUAGUAAUCAUAAGAUCAAUUCAUUUCAACCCAUAAGAAGAGAAGAAUUGUGUUCUCUUAUUGAGUCACUCAAGCAAGCGGCCUUGGAUGGUUUGGCUGUUGAUUUGAGCUCUAAAGUUUCUGAACUAAUUGCUGACAUGAGUUGCAGGAUGGUGUUUGGGAAGAAGUACGAGAUUAAGGACAUUGAUGAGAGGGGUUUCAAAGCUGUGAUUAAAGAAGCCAUGCAGAUAGCGGUGGAACCAAAUCUUGGAGAUUAUUUUCCUUGUCUUGCUAAGUUUGACUUUCAAGGAUUGACUAGACGAAUGAAGGUCAUUACCAAAGUCUUUGAUCGUUUCUUUGAGAGGAUCCUUGAUGACCAUGAACAGAGUGGGAGCAGUAGUGAGAUGACAAAGGAUUUGGUAGAUAUCAUGUUGUCCAUCCUCAAGUCUGGGGAAACCGAGUUUCAAUUCACUCGCGAACAUAUCAAAUCUACUUUGUUGGAUAUAUUUGCGGCAUCAAUAGACACUUCAACAACCAUGAUUGAGUGGAUAAUGUCAGAACUCUUGAGGCACCCACAAAUAAUGAAGAAAGUUCAACAAGAAUUAGAACGUAAGAUAGGUUUGGGUCGAAUGGUGGAAGAAUCGGAUUUAGAAGGUUUGGACUAUUUAGAAAUGGUCAUUAAAGAAUCCUUUAGACUUCAUCCUGCGGGACCAUUACUUCUUCCUCAUGAGGCAAGGGAGGAUUGCAUGGUUGACGGCUUUCACAUACCAAAACAAGCACAAAUCAUUGUAAAUAUUUGGGCAAUUGGGCAUGAUCCAAAUGUGUGGGUUGAUCCUGAGAAAUUCAUCCCGGAAAGAUUUGAAAGGAGUAAUAUAGAUUAUAGAGGGUGUAAUUUUGAGCUCAUUCCUUUUGGUUCUGGGAGAAGAAGUUGUCCUGGUUUACAACUUGGAAUCACUAUGGUCCGACUAGUGGUGGCACAGUUAGUACAUUGCUUUGAUUGGAAACUUCCAAAUGGUAUGUUACCAAUAGAGUUGGACAUGACAGAAGAAUUUGGUUUGGUAAUAACUCGUGCGGAACACUUAAGGGCUGUUCCAAACUAUCGGUUACAUGUUUAG
Molecule: messenger RNA, 1491 nt
Organism: Ipomoea triloba (trilobed morning glory)
Lineage: Eukaryota; Viridiplantae; Streptophyta; Magnoliopsida; Solanales; Convolvulaceae
Product: cytochrome P450 CYP736A12-like
Exons: 2
Coding region: 1-1491 (496 amino acids)
Molecular function (GO): monooxygenase activity; iron ion binding; heme binding
Source: RefSeq, a predicted model, not a curated record